Messenger RNA from Owenia fusiformis, 535 nucleotides. Lineage: Eukaryota; Metazoa; Annelida; Polychaeta; Sabellida; Oweniidae. The record is from the annotation of a GenBank genome assembly.
AGGAAAAUUAUGAUGAUACACGUCUUCGUGAAAGUAUUGGCUAUUUUGUCCUUGACCUUUGUUGGCUCUCUACCUUAUCCUUCAAACGUUGUCAUAGAUGGUGAUUUGUACAUCGUGGUAAUGUUUGGUCUAACAGAGAAUGGUUGCAGGGAUAUGAGAUUAUAUCCUUUCCAGUAUAUGGAAGCUGUCGACCUUGCUCUUGAAUAUGUAAAUAGGAAUAACGAACAGUUGGUAGGUUUCAAAAUCGGAGCAAUUUUCUUGGAUGACUGUUCAUCAGCAGAACACGGAUUGCAAAUUACUAAAGUCUUUUACGAAGGUGUUCUGGAGGUCAAUGAUUCAACUGGUGCCCGUAUUGACCCAGAUAGGGUUGUGGGAUUUGUUGGAUCUGAAAGCAGUGAUAGAACUAUGAAAGUUGCAGAAUAUUUGAAGACCGUAAAGACAGCGUUAGUGGCUCCAUUUGCUACAAGCCCUCAAUUAAGUGACAGAACUAGGUUCCCAUAUGUUGUCAGAACUGUACCAUCGGACAGUAGGCAGG